AUGCCUCGCGACGGACACGCGAUCGAGCCGUACCGCCAGGAAAUCACCGAGAGAACCGAGGCUGGUGAGAGCUGCGAACAGGUUGCCGACGCGCUGCGCGCCCAGGGAUUCGAGGUCAGCAAGAAAACCAUCAGUCGCUGGCGCGUCACAUGGGGUCUGCGCAAACGCGCUCCCAGCUCAACUACCGGCCGCAAGUACCCUGACCGAAAGCGCCGCACGGGAGAGACAGGUACGGCCAAAAAUGCCAAGAUCAGAGGCCAGGAAGCUCGCAAGCAGGAAAUCAUCGAGCGUACCCAGCGUGGCGAGACUGCCGAGCAGAUCGCUGAAGCAUUGCAAGCACAGGGCUUCGAGUUGAAGUCUGGCGCGUCCACGAUAUGGCGACUCCAAACGACCUGGAAGCUGGUUCCGUAUGAGAAAGAUCGCGCUCGCGGCAAGGGCAAAUACGAUAGGAAGAAGCAAGCGCAGAGGGCUGCUGUCGCUGCCGGCGUACCUGGAGCUCAACCAACAAGACCUCGUAAGAAGAAGGAGAUUAUAGCGCCCUCCAAUCCUGGCGAGGUCCUCCAUUAUCCAAGCAACCUUGGCCAUGGACCAAAGAAAGGCGCCGCUACGAGCGACCCGUUCGAGGCAGCACCGACAGCGUAUUCCAACUACCAAUCUCAGCCCAUGCAGCUCGCAGGCGACGAUGAUGCUGGUGCCGCGAAUGGUGCUGGCCACGUGCCCGUGAACACCGCGGCAGACCUCAUGUCAGCGGAGUUCCUCGUUGAUCUCGCAACCAGUACCCUCACAGCUGCCAACCGAGUAAAGGAGCUCUAUCUGGCUCGCCAGAGCCAACGCCCAAUGCCGGACUCCACGACUCACCUCCCACCCACAGAAGAGGACAUACUUGCGGCAAAGCAGAAGGUCCGGGAGGCAGCCGCGGUGAUGCACGAUCUUGCAAUGCCAACGGCGACCACAUGA
Molecule: messenger RNA, 957 nt
Organism: Lecanosticta acicola
Lineage: Eukaryota; Fungi; Ascomycota; Dothideomycetes; Mycosphaerellales; Mycosphaerellaceae
Source: the annotation of a GenBank genome assembly